Molecule: messenger RNA, 451 nt
Organism: Funneliformis mosseae
Lineage: Eukaryota; Fungi; Glomeromycota; Glomeromycetes; Glomerales; Glomeraceae
Source: the annotation of a GenBank genome assembly
AGUUAGUUUCUGAAUUUAGGAAAAAUUCAAAAGGCAAAUAUGAAGAGUUAGUAUUGUCACAAAUUUUUACAGAUGCAAUAUGGAAAGCAAUGCAAAGUCAUAUCAGUUUAUAUCGUUUAGCAUUAGAAGAACUUACAAAGGCUUCUAAAGAUUGGACAGAAAAUUUUCGAGCAUUUGCAGAUAUAUCAAACUUGGAAAAGCUUAUAAAACCGGAAAAAUUGCAAGGCAUACUUAAGGAUGUUAUUCAAAAUGGUCACGUAAAUUUGAAAGCUAUUGACAAUGCUACUUUGGCUUCUCUUUUGAAGAUUGGAAUUUUCAAUGAAAAUGGAUUACAUCUAUCUUUUAGUUGUUCAGUUGCAGAACAAUUCUAUUGUAGAAAAUACAUCAAGACUUUUGUCUAUCCCAAUUUCAUCACCUCAAAUGGAUCAAUAAGGGAUAACACAAUUUCAAG